Molecule: messenger RNA, 1291 nt
Organism: Bactrocera dorsalis (oriental fruit fly)
Lineage: Eukaryota; Metazoa; Arthropoda; Insecta; Diptera; Tephritidae
Exons: 4
Coding region: 1-585 (194 amino acids)
Source: RefSeq, a predicted model, not a curated record
AUGACAGCAUUGUGUUUCGAGACACUUGACUGCAUGAAAUCUUUGGUCCGCGUAAUGAUUUUGUCGCCUAAUAUCUUUCUAAUAUGCAUAAUUUUGAGCGUGACAUGGGUGGCGGCCAAACCGAAAGUGUAUAUUAAGCUUACGAAUGCGCACUGCGAGUCCUUCAAUAAGUCCUGGGUGGUGAUAAACGAGUGUCGUUUGCGUGCGAUAAAACGAGAUGUGACGGCGCUGAAUAUAAAUAUAACAUUUUUGCAUCCAGCCGAUGAUAUUAAGUUGAGCAUUGCUUACUUGAAGAAAGCCAACGGCUAUAAGCCUUUUGUGCUGAAUUCGACUCUAGAUGCUUGCGAAUAUAUCCACAAGAAGAACAAUCCCAUUGCCAAUUUGGUGUAUUCAUUUUUUAUACCCUUCAGUAAUAUAAAUCACACUUGUCCAUAUGUUGGUGAUCAAAUCGUGAAGAACUUGUAUCCGAAGAAUGAGAUAGUUACACUGAUUCUUCCGAUGGGAGAUUAUGUUGUGAUGUUGUCAUGGUUUCUAAGCAAAAGGAAGACUUUUGUUACCAAUGUAUAUUUCACUUUUAAUGGGUGAAAUUUCGAUUUGGACAAUGGACUAUAUAAUAUACUUACAUCUUUGGUUUAUAUAGCUUUUCUAUACUUUUCUAUAAACAGUUUAUAUGUGUAGCAAGUUCUGUAAACGUUGAGGACGUUUUUUAGUAUCACAAGGGUUUGUUGUUGUUAUUAUCGAAUUAUAUAUGUUUUGAUGUUACUCGCGAUUAUUAUUUUUGGUUUAUGGCAAUCUGGUUUUAUUUUAGUUUAUUAGUAUGAUCUCCAUGAUGUAAAAUCAGCAAACAAUAAACUCCACAGGGCGGUCCUUGGUCGGCAGCAUUUGAUCCAUCUAUUUGGGGCUCCACACUAACGUAGCCGUUGUCUCUUAAUUCGCUGAACCAGUCCAAUGUCGUCGCAUAUCGCUCCAUCGACUGCUGUAUUCACCGUUACCAAUGCGCAAAGUACGAUAAAUCUUCCGUAAAACGUUUCUCUCCAAAACUCGUAACGUCAACUCAUCAGAUGUUGUCAUCGUCCAUGCUUCUGCACCAUAUAACGAGACGAGGAUGAUGAGUGACUUGUAGGGUGUGGUCUUUGUUUGCCGAGAGAGGACUUUACUUCUCAAUUGCCUACUCAGUCCGAAGAAGCACUUCUUGGCAAGAGUUAUUCUGUGUUGGAUUUUGAGAUUGUCGUUGUUAUUGGUGUUAAUGCUGUUCCAAGAUGGACGAAAUUAUCUACAACUUCGGAGUUAU